Molecule: messenger RNA, 3075 nt
Organism: Amorphotheca resinae ATCC 22711
Lineage: Eukaryota; Fungi; Ascomycota; Leotiomycetes; Helotiales; Amorphothecaceae
Exons: 3
Coding region: 1-3075 (1024 amino acids)
Biological process (GO): proteasome-mediated ubiquitin-dependent protein catabolic process
Cellular component (GO): GID complex
Molecular function (GO): protein binding
Source: RefSeq, a predicted model, not a curated record
AUGGCCAGACAGGCCUGGCUUCCAAAUAUCCGCAAUGCAAGGACUCCUGCUGAGCAGGUCGUUGCUUUGAGAGCCUUGAAGAAUGAGAUCAUUGGCCAUCCUCUCCGGAAGGAGAGGGCCGUCGCCAUGGGGGUUCUGGAUCCCGUCGUGCGCCUGACCUCGAACAAGACGGCGAACAGGAACGAUGGCAAAUCGCAUGACCAUACCUUCGCAGCCAGGCCUUUGGCCGAAGAGGAGAUAGUCCGUCUACAGGGUCUGCAAGUGAUCGCAAGCAUCGCUCUAGGCGGGCCCUCCUUUCCUGCUCCUCUGCAAUCCGCAUCCGUCUUGCCAGCCGUCCUGUCGAACCUCUGCCCGUCGAAUAAUCCGUCGCAGCUGGUGCUAGCUUCGUUACGGGCCCUGUCAAAUCUGGCUGAUUACGCUGCGUUGGCGCCAAGUGCAUCCAAACUCAACACCAGCAGCCUUGCGGAAGCCCUUUUUGUCCGCCAACAUCUCAGCUCCCUCCGCCGCAUCCUAUCGCAAUCCUCCCCAUCUACAAUUGUUCAAUGUCAAAUAUCCAUAGCGGCCUCCUUGAUCAGUCGGACCUGUCGAGAGGAACGUCACCAACAGGCGCUUGCGAAUUCGGGCGUGCUGGAUUCCCUUGCUACAAGAUUGGCCAGCUUUGUUGUGGCAGAAGGCCUUGUAUUACCAGGGGCAGAAGUCAUAGCUCAGAGGGAUGGCUUACUCGGAUAUAUUCCCCCACCGGCCCCUUCAAACGCCAGUCUUUCGACAAUAUUAGAAGCAAUUGCUGCUAUCAUUGCAGACUCCAAAUUCCGUGCUUCUCAGCUCCUCUACUCCCCUUCCAUUCUGGCCAUAUUUCCCAUGUCUCAGUCGACUGAAUUUGUCGCGAACCAGAACACACGCGCUGCUUGGAACACCUUCAACGCUUCCGGGUUGGGGGCACGGCAAAACCAACUUAACGCAGUAGAUUUCCUUUUACCCUAUGUACCUCUCCAUCAAGGGAAGAAUGCAACAGGCCAGGCGUCGGCCUUUCCGCCGUUAGGUACAAGUGGCUCUAGAGAGAACUUGACGCAAAACGGAUCCAAGUUCAACGGUGCGUCUGGCUGGUCCGACUCAUCCGGGUUAGAGACUGGCGUAACACCUGACGAUGGCCCUAUCUCAGAGACAGAACAGCCAGAACAUCCUCUCAUCGCAUAUCUCAUUCUGCUGCUUAGAUCAAGAUCAGGAAUGGAACGAUUGAUGGCCGCGUCUGUCUUGACAGUUCUAUACCGAGCUGGACUGACAGAUAAAACUAGAGAAACCGCCAUCGGUUUACUGGUUGUGCCGUUGCUUGUAGAUAUGCUUGACAAUACUGUCAUGCCGUCAAAGAGCGUGGAUAACUUCACUGAGACUGAGGCUACGUCCUUGGACUGGGCAGUGAAAGAACGUGCGCCUGCUAUACUUGCUAUGCUAAUUACGGAUAGCGAGUACUUACAAAAAGCCGCAUUUGAUGCUAAUGUUGUCCCCAAGUUAUCCAAGUUGCUAAAAGUCUCUUAUGAUCCUGUUCCCGAGACAUCUCUUCCACAUCAAUGGUCUCCACAUAGGGAAGAGAAUGAGGAAGACAUGGAGGGUUCUCUGCCAUCUCGACCUAACCAACGAAUUCCAUCUCCUCUAUUGGUUCACAAGAUAAAGGUUCGAGAGAGUACUUUAAAGGCAAUUGCGGCUCUUGUUCCUUUCAAGGAUGAAUAUCGGAAGGCCAUUGUAGACCAAGGCAUGAUCCCUUACAUUGUGGAGUCGAUGAGCUCCACCCCGGGCAAGCCGACUCCAAAAGGCGGAGAAAAGCCCGAGAAAACCAACAACGGAUCCAAGGAAGAAGACGAAAGGCAUGAAUAUGGAAUUAACCCUAUCAGUGUUCUCAUUGCCGCAUGUGGCGCUGUCCGAGCUCUUUCUCGCUCAGUCAGUAUUCUGCGGACCACAUUGAUCGAUAACGGUGUAGCCAUGCCCGUCUUCUCUCUUCUCCGGCACCCAGAUAUUGAAGUCCAGAUCGCUGCAACCGCCACUGUUUGUAAUCUAGUGACUGACGUCAGUCCUAUGCGCGAUAUGAUCACGGAAGCAGGAGUGCUAAAGAUCUUGUGUGAGCAUGCGCACUCUAUGAACGCAAAGCUGAGGCUGAAUGCUCUCUGGUCUCUGAAGCACUUUGUCCACGCGGUAAGCAAUGAUAUGAAGAGGUUGUGCCUUGAAGAACUUGGACAAGGGUGGCUCGUGCAGCUUAUAUGUGACGAUACCGAAGACGAGGCUCUUGUUACUGCUCAAGGCGGGAAUGAAAUACUAGGAGCUCCUGCCAUGAGCGAUGAAAUGGAUGAAGAUGUGGAAAUGGGCCAGUCUGAGGACCGCGUGGGCUCGACUCUUGGUGCUGACUCUAUCGGUCAGUCGACUUCAAGGCCCAAUAGCAGUCGUAGCAUAUCUGUCCAGCAGGCAGAAAUGCGACUUGCUGCUCUAAGAGACGCAGAAACAAACCCUGCAAGGAAGGCCAGAAAGGAUGAUAUUGCGGUCCAAGAGCAAGGCCUAGAUUUUAUAAGGAACCUGAUAGGAGGAGCUGGUCAGGGUGGCACAGCAGAGACGACAGAGAUGAUUGAUUUCCUUUUCAAUGCCUUGGGUCAAGAAAGGGUCUUCGAGAUCUUGACAUCCAAACUUAGGCCAAAGGUGAUCAACCCAUACAACCGCCGUGGUUCUUCCUCAGAGACCAGAGUCAUACCUCCGCAGUCCGAGAUCAUCACAGCUGUGGGUUACAUCCUGGUGCACAUGGCAGCAAGUGUGCCCCGCCACCGUCAACUUGUCAUCGCGCAGACAGACCUCCUCAAACUUCUUGUCCAGCAGUUCGGCCACCCCAGCAUCGAAGUCCGUCUGGCUCUCUGCUACCUAGUCACGAACCUCACGUGGAGGGACGAUAGCAACGACAGCCAGGCUUGCGCACAGCGGGCCAACGAAUUGAAGAAGCUGGGCUUCCUCGCCAAGCUUGAGAUGCUGGAACAUGAUCCUGAACUCAAUGUUAGGCAGCAAGCAAAGUCGGCUUUGUGGCAGAUGAGACAGGGAUAUUAA